AUCUCAUUCAUUCAAAUUAGCCUUGAUUUAAUCAUCCUGUAGAAGACAAAUAUGAUGCCGAACAGAAGUAACCUCUCCUCCUUUCAGAAUAUUGGAUCAGAUUCCAGUAAUAUUAUGGCAGAGUAUAGCCACACAGAAAACCAGAUGGAAUUACAAAAUGCUACUUUGGGAAAGGGUUCUGUGGCAAAUUCCCUUGAAAAUGGUCUCCAGGAUAUUAUGGAAAACCUCAACCAGAAGAAAUACGCAUCAACUCUCAAAUUUAAAACAAAUGGGGACUAUGCUGGCUCUUAUUUAACCCUUUCACAACCUAUGCCAAUUAAACCAAAUCCUUCCCCUAGUGUUAAAAACACACACUCUAUUACCAAAAUUCAAGGAGGCAAGCAGUUCCCCUGUGAAAGCCCAUAUCUUCCAGAUAAAAGCAUCUCUGUAAAGCAUUUGGGUUCCAUAUCAGGCAUGUCUCCAUCCAUUAGCGGGUACAGUUUAGGAAGGACAGACUCUGAUAUUCAUGCCAGCAGAGAAAAUGAAAGAUCCCUUGGGCAAAUGGAUAAGUUUUACUAUUCAAAGUACAGUCAGAAAAACAAAUCAUAUGACAAUGUCUACUUCCCAGGAAUGCUGGAGACGAAGAAGAUCUCGGGCUCUCUUCUGACCAUGUGGAAUGGAAGCUCUGGGAAUGAGCUGAUGCUUUCACCUGCUGGCAAUUCAGGGGCAGCCAGCAUGCCUUCUAGCCCAAAGCAAGGCAGGAGGAUGAAUACUGAAGACAGUCUGGCCCUUCACAUAAAACCAGUUAAACACAAGGAUGUGAUGAUGGAGACUCUGGGUUCACGGCCUAGGAAAUACUCUGGUGGAUCUCUAAGUCAUAUGGGGAUGUACAGUCGCUCCCUACCCAGACUUUAUAAAUCAACAGAAAGCCAGCUGGUGCCAUUAAGUUUGCCCCCCAGAAGCUCUCUGGGUAAUAUUAAAAGGAAAAAGCUUGGAGAAAAAGAUCUACCUCAGAAUGCUUUAGAUGCUGAUAAUUACCUGAAUUUUUCUUCUUGCAGCUCAGGGGUUUCACCACAUGCAAAUUCUGUCCCUGGGAAUAAUCCCUAUGUCAGUUCAACUCUUAGUGUCCCGGCAAGUCCUCGAGUUGCUAAAAAAAUGCUUUUAGCACCUUCUUCCCCAUAUCUUUCUGAUGAUUUUGAUAGACUUGGACUCUCAGGGACAAGUCCCAGUAGUUCUUUCUCCCCAGUGGAUUUUGACAGGUCUUUCUCUGUCCGAAGAAACCUUUCCACCAGUUCCAUUGAACUUGAUGACCCAGAUCUGGAAAGUUACAGACAGACGCCAAACUCUCUGCAAACAUCCAUGCGAGAGAGAAAAAACAGCAUUAGCUCCAUUUCAGGAAGAGAAGACCUUAUGGACUAUCACAGGAGGCAGAGGGAAGAGCGACUUCGGGAACAGGAGAUGGAACGGCUGGAACGACAGCGUCUGGAGACAAUCCUCAGUCUCUGCGCAGAAUACUCUAAAUCUGACAGCAGCCCUGCAGCAGCCACAACAGUUGCCGAUGUUCAAAAAAUUAACAAAGAACUCGAAAAACUUCAGCUCUCCGAUGAGGAUUCAGUGUUCGAAGAUUCCCAGAUGAAUCUGGAAACAAGAUUCAGAAGCCACUUGAAAUCAUCUGCAAGUGAUUCAGAUUUCUCGGAGCUGGGCAGCCACAGUCGCAGCACAGCGGCUUUCCUCUCCUCCAGAGGGUUGAGAGCUGAUGAGCACUUCAAUGAAAGCUCGAAGCCUCCACCUUUCCCUGCUCCCAGCUUCCUGAAGGAUGCCACUGAAUCCUCCUACUUAAGCAUCACGCCAAAGGUACCAGAAUGCACAAGUGAUGAGCAAAGAAGGCAGGAGCUUGGUCGACUAGAGGAGGAGCGCAUAGUAAUACUAAAUAAUUUGGAAGAGCUUGAGCAGAAGAUCAAAGAUUUAAAUGACCAGAUGGAUGAAUCCUCAAGAGAGUUGGAUAUGGAAUGUGCCCUUUUGGAUGGGGAACAGAAAUCUGAAACAACAGAGCUGCUGAAAGAGAAGGAAAUAUUGGAUCAUCUAAACAGAAAAAUAGCUGAGCUGGAGAGAAAUGUUAUUGGUGAAAAGACAAAGGAAAAAUUAAAACUUGAUGCUGAGAGGGAAAAACUAGAGAGGCUUCAGGAGCUUUACUCCGAGCAGAAGACGCAGCUUGAUAAUUGCCCUGAGUCCAUGAGGGAACAAUUACAGCAGCAGCUGAAGAGGGAUGCUGAUCUAUUGGACAUAGAAAGCAAACACUUUGAAGACCUGGAAUUUCAGCAGCUUGAACAUGAAAGCAGGUUAGAUGAAGAGAAAGAAAACCUGACACAACAGCUCCUGCGUGAAGUGGCUGAAUAUCAGCGCAGCAUUGUCAGUAGGAAGGAAAAGAUUUCUGCUCUCAAAAAACAAGCCAAUCACAUUGUCCAACAAGCUCAAAGAGAACAAGAUCAUUUUGUAAAAGAGAAAAACAACUUAAUAAUGAUGCUGCAAAGGGAAAAAGAGAAUCUCUGUAAUCUGGAAAAGAAAUAUUCCAUGCUUUCUGGAGGAAAGGGAUUUCCUGUCAGUCCCAACAGUCUAAAAGAGGGCUAUAUCAGUGUAAGUGAAAUUAGUGAGCUGUAUGGCAAUUCCACGAGUAUAUCCCCUUCCACUCAGCCCCCUACAGAUGCUGAAGCAGUUGCCACUGAGCCUUCCACGGCUGUGCUGACCAGCCAGCCACAAAAUAAAGAGCUAAGAUCACCUCUCUGUUCUGGAUUUGUGUUUCCUCACUCUCUUUCUCCUCGCUCUAUUGCUCAACUUCCAUCAGUCCAUUGGCCUGAGGUCAUGGCUACUCAUGUAGAUCCUAUUCCUUUAUCUGAUACACCUCCACCUCUGCCAGCUAAGAAACACCGCAGGCAACAACAGCAUUUCAGAAAUCUGGAAGAGCGAAAGAAGCAGCACAAGGAAUGCAUGUACAUGAGUGAUACUUUACCUCGCAAGAAAACGACCCCGUCUGUAUCACCGCACUUCAACAGCUCCACGCUUGGACGAAGCAUCACAUCUAAAGGUCAUUUACCAUUAGGACAGAGCAACAGCUGUGGCAGCGUACUUCCUCACUGCCUGGCAACUAUGACCAAAGAGUCAGAGGCAAGAAGGAUGCACAGAGGAGCAAUUAGUCAUUCCAAAGGUUCGAAUAUGAAAGGAUAUAAUCAUCAACGUAUCUGUGAAAACCAAAGGCAGAAGUCUCCUGAAUUCUACAGCAGAACAGCAUCAGAAUCGAAUGUGUAUUUGAAUAGUUUCCAUUUCCCAGAUCGUAGUUACAAGGACCAUGCCUUUGAUUCACUAAGCUUAGACAGUUCUGACAGUAUGGAGACAAGCAUAUCAGCAUGCUCACCGGAUAACAUUUCCAGUGCUAGCACUUCAAAUGUCGCAAGAAUAGAAGAGAUGGAGAGACUUCUGAAACAAGCCCAUGCUGAAAAGACUAGGCUGCUUGAGAGCAGGGAACGGGAGAUGGAAGCUAAAAAACGAGCUCUGGAAGAAGAAAAGCGCCGCAGAGAGCAACUGGAGAAAAGACUGGAAGAAGAAACUAGCCAGAGGCAAAAAUUAAUUGAAAAGGAAGUAAAAAUACGUGAGAAACAAAGAGCACAGGCCCGUCCCUUGACUCGCUAUUUGCCCGUUAGAAAGGAAGACUUUGACCUACGAAGUCACAUCGAAACAGCUGGUCACAACAUAGAGACCUGUUACCAUAUCUCCCUCACAGAGAAGACCUGCCGAGGCUUUCUGAUUAAAAUGGGAGGAAAAAUAAAAACGUGGAAAAAACGAUGGUUUGUUUUUGACAGAAACAAGAGAACUUUUACUUACUAUGCAGACAAACACGAAACUAAAUUAAAAGGUGUAAUAUAUUUUCAAGCUAUUGAAGAAGUCUAUUAUGAUCAUCUAAAGAAUGCAUAUAAGAGUCCCAACCCAUUGCUCACUUUCAGCGUUAAGACACAUGACCGGAUAUACUAUAUGGUUGCUCCUUCCCCAGAAGCCAUGAGGAUAUGGAUGGAUGUCAUUGUCACAGGCGCAGAAGGCUACACCCACUUCAUGUUAUAAUAAAAGGGGGCAACAGGGCAUACUGCAAUAACAUAACAUAUGAAGUUAGCCAUAUGUAGGGGAAUCUGAAAAGCCACUGAAUACUCUCAAAUGUCCUCCUUAUGAUGUGCACCCAAAACCUCAGAAUGAGAUGGUUUUACAAAUGCAUUGAAAAGGGGGCGGGGGUUGUUACUUGUUUUAGUUGAUCUUUACAGGAAUGAAAGAGCUAAAGCUGUUGAAAGAAUCACAGUGCUCCAAAAUGGAUAACUGGGCAAUUUAAAUUACAAUAUCUUGAUUCAGUAAUUUUCUACAGAUUCUCUUAUAUGGAGAAUGUCUUCAAAAAAUCAUGCCAAACAGUUUACAAAUGUGUAUGUUCUUAUCAGUAAGCAAAAACUCUAGUUAUGGAACAAACAAGUGUAAUAAGCAUAUAUUUUAAUAUGCAGCAUUUGGCAUUUAUAGAUGAUUAGGUGACUUUUAAAAACUUUUAGUCAAGUAUUUUAUAAACAAAAAAGCAACCCUAAGGUACACACAGUUCUUGCCUUAGUAGUUAAUUAUUACAGCCGAGCCAAAGAGUUAUACAAUUCCCUUACCAUGUCUUCAUAUUGUUAGUUGUACUUAGCUUUCUGUAAGGGGACUGUACCAAAACUCUUCAUGACUUUUAAUGUAAUUAAAUUGUUACAAUAUUCUGUGUGUUCAGAUGCUCAGUGAUACCCACUGUAUGUUUCAACAACAACAAAAAAAAGACAGCAGUGGCUUUAUAAAGAUGUGUUUUGCCACAAGAAUAUGAAAUGGAAACACCUGUAUUAAUUUCUGCAUAAGGAUAAAGUUUUUUUAGUCUUCCCUUUUGAAUAGAAUGAACUGAUUCUAGACCCUACAGCAAUCUUCUUUUUGUUUCUUUUAUCUAAUAAGGUCCCAGCAUGGUUCUAAUCUGACUCUGCCAAGUGGAUGCUCUUCUGAAACCUCUCAAAUGUUGGACCCCUUGAAGCCAGUAUAAAAAUCUCUACCUAAACAAAUUCUUUGGAGCCAAGUUUUCAGACCCCAAGGUUUUUUUUUAAAUACAUACCUGCACAGAAUAAUGCUGUCAAAUAGAAUAAAAAGAGAGAGGCAAGUUCCAAGAGUUUACACUAAGCAGUUUUCAAAUAAAAAACCCUGAACAUUGUAAAUUGAUUCCUAAAACAACAAAAAUAUUGAAGAUGCAGUGAUUUCUCAUUUUAAAGUCCUUGAGCGCUAUUGCAAAAAGAUAAAUUAUUUAAUUGAACCAAACUUCAAGAAAGUCUCUUACAAUAUGACUGUAAAGAGGCUCUAUUUCAGUAAUCAAAACUUAUGUGCUAUGUCAUUUGUGUAAUAGAAGAAAGCACAUUAGCCUUUUUUUCUUGAUGGAAAGUUAAUGGCUUUUGAUGGGACAAAUAUAAACCAAAAGCAGAAUAGAAGUAUGAUGGCAGAAUAUUUUUAUUAUACUUUUAAAACCCUGUAUCUGUAAUGAACAGGUUGAACUUUUUGUGAUAUAUACAGGUGAUAUCUUUGCUCUAGCAUGACAAACACCAGUUUCAACUUGAACCAUGAAAGAAGGGACUAUUAUCACAAACUAAUUGUUAUGAACUGUGGAAAUCACAGCUUGUAAUCUAAUGAUUUGAAACACUAUCAGAAAUAAAUUGCUUUGGUUUAUAUAAUUAUUAUUUUUCCCUGAUGUAUCUUGAUUUUACUCCUAAGUAUGGUUAUAAAGGUUUUCUAAUAAUGAUUUUUUGUAUCCUGCAUGAUGCAAUGAAGGCAUUUCAAUAAACAUUUUUAAAAAUA
Messenger RNA from Apus apus (common swift), 5862 nucleotides. It is a transcript of the gene PHLDB2, whose product is annotated as pleckstrin homology like domain family B member 2. The record is from RefSeq and is a predicted model, not a curated record. The transcript is spliced from 20 exons. Gene Ontology annotation, biological process: regulation of microtubule cytoskeleton organization. Lineage: Eukaryota; Metazoa; Chordata; Aves; Apodiformes; Apodidae. Bases 52 to 4089 code for a protein of 1345 amino acids. Gene Ontology annotation, cellular component: basal cortex.